AUGGAAUCCAAUCUCAUUGCGGCCUUCCUACCCAUCUUCCCCACAUUUGACGUCGAUGAAUGCUCACAGGCUAAAGGCCUCAUGGAAAAAUUGAUCGAUGAGAAGAAAAUUCUCACAACCCUGGACCAGAAUUUGACGGGGAUGGCAGAGCUCAUCCUUCCGGGGGAAACCCUUUCUCAGGCUCUUACGCGUGCUUACGACAACGGGCCCGACUGGCGGUUGGCAAAGGUUGCCGCCGAAACUGUGCAUUCCUUGAACAUUCCGGGAAGGCGGUUUGCUGAAACCGUCUGCUACGAUACUUGGACCGCCGCAAAUAUCGUUCAACUCCUUCAAGGAGUGCGAACGGCGGCUACCCCCGAAGCAAUCGCGGCGAGGCACCGCUGGACCCGGCGCCGCACCUUGUACCUUCAGAUUCUUGCUAUUCUUGAGCCGAAGGAAAGCGUCCAGGAUGCCUUGGACAGGCUGUUGAACGACGACGACGGCCAGGGACACGUCCGCCGCCGUCUAUCAGAUGCAGCGGAUUGUCUGAUUCACCAACUGGAGGAGCCCCCCGCUUUCAGGGAUCUUGAAAAGGAAGCUAAAGGCCUCAUGGAAAAAUUGAUCGAUGAGAAGAAAAUUCUCACAACCCUGGACCAGAAUUUGACGGCGAUGGCAGAGCUCAUCCUUCCGGGGGAAAACCUUUCUCAGGCUCUUACGCGUGCUUACGAUAACGGGCCCGACUGGCGGUUGGCAGAGGUUGCCGCCAAAACUGUGCAUUCCUUGAACAUUCCGGGAAGGCGGUUUGCUGAAACCGUCUGCUACGAUACUUGGACCGCCGCAAAUAUCGUUCAACUCCUUCAAGGAGUGCGAACGGCGGCUACCCCCGAAGCAAUCGCGAUUCUUGCUAUUCUUGAGCCGAAUGAAAGCGUCCAGGAUGCCUUGGACAGGCUGUUGAACGACGACGACGGCUAG
Striga asiatica is the source of this 951-nucleotide messenger RNA. Lineage: Eukaryota; Viridiplantae; Streptophyta; Magnoliopsida; Lamiales; Orobanchaceae. The record is from the annotation of a GenBank genome assembly.